Molecule: messenger RNA, 969 nt
Organism: Mytilinidion resinicola
Lineage: Eukaryota; Fungi; Ascomycota; Dothideomycetes; Mytilinidiales; Mytilinidiaceae
Exons: 1
Coding region: 1-969 (322 amino acids)
Source: RefSeq, a predicted model, not a curated record
AUGCUCACAUUGAAUUCGCCUCAUCUAGUCGUUCAAGUCCGCGAGGUCCGCAUCGAGAUGGAGAGACUCAGAUACUGCUCUUGCAAAGUUUCAAACGGCGUUUCCUGGAAGAUGUAUUUGACGUACAUUGAACAAGUGUUCGACACUAUUGACCGCUUUCCUUCCAUAACUGCCGUCAAGCGCGGCUUUAUUCCAAAUCACAACCUGUGCGAAAACCAACCCUACAACUUUUCCAAUACGCCGUUGAGCGUUUGCAUUGUCUCCGACGACAUCUUGACUAACCUGUUUCGAAAACUCCAUUCGACGAGAUCAAUACAACGUCUACAAAUUGAAAACAUCGGUCCUUUCACCCAUCCCGGCCUUCAAGCAUCCGAGUUCCGGGCGAGCGCUGGGAACAAUCGUAGCCAGGCUUUGCGCAAUCUGAAAGAUCUUCGGCUGCACGUGGCAUACGACAAGUCACUAAACAAUAAGACGAAAACGAACAAUCUAGUUGCGACUCUCGCGGAGCUCCCAUCGCUUUGGCUGAGGCCCGCAGCCGCCAGCCUCUGUCAUCUUACCUUGGGGUGUCACGAGGUCCUUUUCGGCUAUUAUCCAAAGCUUGAUCUCAAAGGAGUCCACUUUCCCUGCCUGAAGACCCUCGCCCUGCGGAAUUUCGCCUUUUCACACGAAUGGCAAUUAGAAUGGCUGACCUCGCACUCUGAUACACUCCGCGAGGCCUAUCUUGGUAACUGCGCGGUGCUCGUUGCCAAUGAUACCAACAUGUCUAUGGAUGCCGACUCAUACCCAAUCCACGGAACUCUGCAUUUUAUCCACGGCAUAUAUACUUACGGAUCAACAGUACAGUACCCUCUACGAUGGGAUGCUAUUUUCGACGUUUGUAAGCGGCUCCCUCAUCUCCGCCAGUUUGGCUGUGGCGCUAUUUCUCCGGGGAAGCAUUGGGAGCGUCACCUCCAGCCUCCAACUACUUAG